Molecule: messenger RNA, 403 nt
Organism: Microdochium trichocladiopsis
Lineage: Eukaryota; Fungi; Ascomycota; Sordariomycetes; Xylariales; Microdochiaceae
Exons: 1
Coding region: 110-322 (70 amino acids)
Source: RefSeq, a predicted model, not a curated record
UAUUUUCUGGGCGGCAUGCACAUCAAAGCACCACGACAACAAAUGACGACGCAACGGUAUUUUGGCACUCGUGUCAUUGAAGCAUUUGUCCGCGGGAAGAAAUGGGAGAAUGGUUCUUAAAGUACGUCUCCGUCGUGCAUUCACGUUGCGAAGGUUGGCGUUUUUGUUUUUUUGUCAUGUCUGGCAUUUUGCGCUGACCAAGUUGUCUAAUGAGUUUACGGCUGGGUUCUUCUGUUUCGCUAUGCUUGAUGGAGCUUCUCAGACAGAAUGGUGGAUCAGUCCGGGAAGAUCAAGUAGGUUUCUGGACAUUUGUCGCGGCUAGGCGGGGACAAUCAUGUAGAUUAGAUUCACGACAAUGACAAUACAAAAUGAAUAUACACUGAAGCAGGACGGCUAUAUUGGG